AUGGAGCAGAUUUUCAAAACAAGACCAUAUAUUUGUAGAGAAGAAAGAUUGGCAUUGACAGAAAAGCUGCAAGUCUGUGAGAAGUCAAUUAAAGUUUGGUUUCAAAAUAGACGGCGCAUAUCGGAGAAAAGGGAAAAAUUAUACAUUCCAGAUUCACCAUCAUCUAUAGAUACAUGUGAUUCAAAUUGCGAUCGUCUAGCUUAUAUUGAAUCUCAAAUAAACGAAAGAGUAGAUGCACAUGGAAAUGUAGCGUUAGAUGACCAUGUGAUAACUGAAUUAGCAAGAAUCAUAGAUGAUUAUCUUUCUCAACAAGCUGAAACUUUAAUCAUUCCCACUCCUAUGGAAAAUGAUAAAUGUAUACCAAAUGCUAAUCUUGAAGAUACUUAUACAGAAAGCUAUGAAAAUCAUCCAAUAUACGAACCUAUUUCACCAGCAAGUGUUGUUGAUGAAUUUUUAUUGUGA
Molecule: messenger RNA, 462 nt
Organism: Colias croceus (clouded yellow)
Lineage: Eukaryota; Metazoa; Arthropoda; Insecta; Lepidoptera; Pieridae
Product: hematopoietically-expressed homeobox protein HHEX-like
Exons: 1
Coding region: 1-462 (153 amino acids)
Molecular function (GO): DNA binding
Source: RefSeq, a predicted model, not a curated record